AAUGACAAAAUUGGAUAUCAGGAAUUACCUUGAAAGAAUAUACAAUGUGCCAGUAGCUGCUGUGAGAACCAGGAUACAGUAUGGUGCAAACAACAAGAGGAAUCACAGGAAUCAGAGAGUGAAGAAGCCAGAUUACAAGGUCGCCUAUGUACAGCUGGGCCAAGGACAAACCUUUCAGUUUCCCAACCUAUUUCCAGAGAAAGAACAAGACACAGAAACUCGCUCUUUCGAUGACUUCAGGGAUAAAUAUAUGGAGAAAGAGAAGCAGAAGGAGGAGGGUGACCCCAGACGAGGUGGAGUUCCUGAUUGGUUUGGACUUUGAUGUAACAAGCCAGCUGCCUUCCUUUAGGCUCAGAGGGAUUUUGAUUAGCACAACUUGCACUCUUCUCUUCCCUUCUUGUAAUGACUGAAUGUUUAUUCUUGAGCAGCCCUUGCUAGCGUGUCUUUUUUUCUGGCUGUUUGUACAUGACUACAACAAAAUGCCCCUGAAGAAAUAAAAAGGUAAAAUAAAUCUGACUGCACCAGGUCUUUUGUGUGAACUUGUGGACUAUUUCUAGAAUGUGGAAUUCUUUGUUGUCAUUUCUGACUAUGAGAGUGUCAUUGUGCCUACCUUUUUCGUGCUGCUGCAGGUUGUUUUGAGUAGAAAUAGGUUAUUUAAUUUCCUAGGAUACACGCAGUUUCUAUUGACUAGAAUGUCUAAAAGUCAACAUAGGUUAGUCAGAAAUGGACAUGGAAGUGUAGAAAACUGGACUAUAGGCUCAGGAUGUAGGGUUCCCUUAUUGUCACUUACUGGGUCCUACUAUCUUAUUGCCUUCCUUGCAGUGACCCCUCCUGUCCUAGAGAAAUGCAUGUGAUCUUAAUGUACUCUUGUAACACUUGUGUGGCAUUUUGGGGACAGGGUUUAUAGGGCACAUUUGUGACUGUGCACAUGUGUGUUUGAUCCCCUUAAACAUCAAGAAGCAGACAAAGUGGUGCACGUCUCUGCUUGCUGUUGUGCAGUGCAGUAGCUGUUCUCUGUGACCAACCUGCCUUAGGAAUGUUUACUGGCAUAGUUGUGCUGGUUUCCUUCCCCACUCCACAGCUACCUUGCAGUACUGGCAAGUGUCCUGUGUGGACACAGUUGUAUUGGCAUGGAAAUGCUUCUGCCAGUGUAGCCUGUGUUGUGCUGAGGACUAAUAAAAAGACUCCUUUUACUUUC
Messenger RNA from Zonotrichia albicollis (white-throated sparrow), 1198 nucleotides. The record is from RefSeq and is a predicted model, not a curated record. Lineage: Eukaryota; Metazoa; Chordata; Aves; Passeriformes; Passerellidae.